Spinacia oleracea (spinach) is the source of this 1515-nucleotide messenger RNA. RefSeq lists its product as uncharacterized. The transcript has a single exon. Lineage: Eukaryota; Viridiplantae; Streptophyta; Magnoliopsida; Caryophyllales; Amaranthaceae. The record is from RefSeq and is a predicted model, not a curated record. Bases 1 to 1515 code for a protein of 504 amino acids.
AUGCUGUCAGAGUUAGGAUUCCCUGUGAAGUUUGUGAAUUGGGUGAUGCAGUGUCUUUAUUCUGUUUCUUAUUCUAUUCUGAUAAAUGGUUGUCCCACAAAACCAAUUCCUGCAAAGAAAGGGUUGAGACAAGGUGAUCCCAUUUCACCUUACUUGUUUGCUUUGGGUAUGGAAUAUCUGUCAAGGUGUCUUGCUGCACUUGCUGAUAAUGCUGACUUCUCUUAUCACCCUAGAUGCAAAAAGUUGGAUCUCACCCAUAUGAUGUUUGCUGAUGAUUUAUUGAUGUUUUCCAGAGCUGAUGAGAGUGCUGUGAAAGCUCUUUUUAAUGCUUUUACCAAGUUUUCCUUGGCUUCUGGACUGGAGGCUAACUUGCAUAAAAGUGAAGUUUACUUGGUUGGUGUUUCUGAUCAUGUUGCUUCCAAUAUUGUUAGCUCAAUUGGGGUUCCUCAGGGGUCUUUUCCUUUCAGAUACUUGGGUGUUCCUCUCACAACUAGGAAGCUUUCUUUUACAGACUGCAAGCCUCUCAUUGAUAGAACUGUUGCUAGAAUCAAGAGCUGGACUUCUAAAUUUCUAUCCUAUGCAGGUAGGUUGCAAUUGGUGAAAUCUGUUCUCUUUGGUAUCCAACUUUACUGGUGUCAGAUUUUUGUUAUGCCUAAAAAGGUGAUGAAAGAAAUUCAGAGAAUUUGUAGAUGUUUCUUGUGGUGUGGUGCUGAUGCAGAUUCUAGGAAAGCUUCAAUCUCUUGGGAGCAAUUAUGUUUUCCUAAGAGUUGUGGAGGGUGGAAUCUUAAAGACCUAACUGUGUGGAAUAAAGCAGCAGUUUUGAAGCACUGUUGGGCUUUAGCUUUGAAGCAGGAUAGGCUAUGGGUGAGGUGGAUUCAUGCUUAUUACAUUCAGCAUAGAGACUUCUGGACUAUGCCAAUUCCUAAUGGCUUAACUUGGUCUUUGAGGAAAAUUUGGCAUAAUAGAGAAGUGUUUCUGCAGGCCAAUGGAGUUGAUCAGUUUGUGCAGGCUGGUAAAUUUAGAAUUCAGAAAAUGUAUAAGUUUCUUCAUCCAGUUGGAGCUCAGGUGGGAUGGAAGAGAUUGAUCUGUAAUAGCGAUGCUAGUCCAAAGAGUACUUUCAUUAUGUGGCUAGCAGUGCAGAACAGGCUAGCUACAAAAGACAGAUUGAUAAGAUGGCAACUGAAUAUUGAUGGUACUUGUGGCCUGUGUCAGUUGGAAAGUGAAAGCUUGGAGCACUUGUUCUUCUCUUGUUCUUAUUCUAAGGAGAUUUGGAGACAGGUUCUACUUUAUCUAGGUGUGACUAGAACUGUGUUGCCUUGGCAUGAUGAGGUACAGAUUGCAGUAAAGAAAAGCAGAAGUAAACAGAAGAAGGCUUGCGAGUAUAGUAUAGCUUUCAUUGAGUCAGUUUACUGUGUCUGGUUGCAAAGAAACUCUAAGGUGUUUAGGGAUCAUGUUGAUCCAGUCAAAACUGUUGUUAGCAACAUUAUGUUUAAUGUUGAGUGUAGAUGUCAGUAG